AGUUUUGGCCAUGAUGAGGGCCCUGGGACCACUGGGGUGGCAGGGGAUGUUUUAAGAAGAUAAAAGUGAUUUCUUGCUGCUCGUGCUGGCAGGGGCUGGCGUGGCUGGAGCCGGGAGGAUUAAAACAAUUUCAUAAUCCUGGUGAUUUCCUUUUGAUCGGGAUUAUGAAACCAAUCACGAAUAUCAAAAGCUGCAGCUUAAAGCGGCAGCCGGAGCGGGGCUGGGAUGUCUGUGGCCCCCACGGCACCCCUCCUGCCCCCCGAGGACAGCAGCCCCCACACCUCCAGCCCUCUCCCGAUGCUGCUCCAGGGGGCAGAUGGAAGGGGGCUCUCCCGCUGAGACGCGGCGGGUGCCGCGGCCCCCCAAGCAGCACGGCCAGAGCGGCGGCCGAACCCCUGCGCUGCCGGAGCACCCUGAGGCCGCCCGUGGCCCCCACGCCAUCCUGGAGAGCAAGGUGAAGGCGCUGAAGGAGAAGCGGGGGGGUGGCCGGCCGGGGACCCCCGCGGCCGCCCCCGAGCGCGUCUCACCCAAGAAGCCCCGGCCCCGGCGGGGGAAGCCGGGAUCGGACGUGGCGGCGUUGGAGCCGCGGGCUCAGCUCCGCACCUACCUGACAGACGGGCUGCUGGAUGGUGGGGAGCCUGUGGCCGGUGGCCCCCAAGCCCCGGCACCCCACGCCGGCACCCCGGGGCUCUGGCAGGUGCCGGCACCCAAGGGAGAAGUGCCGGGAGGCACCGAGCUCCCCUGGGACGAGGGCAGUGGGUCUUGCGGCUCUGCCUCCCCCCACGAGAGACCCCCCCUGGAAGAAGAGGCACGAACCCCACCGCAGGACGAGGGGGGUCCCUCUGUGUCCCCCACCACAGCAGAGGGCUGGGAGAGGCUCUCGCUGGCCGAGAGGGUGGAGAGGAACCGGCAGCUGCUGCAGGAGGUGCUGGGCCUCGCCGCGCCCGAGGUGCCGGUGAGCGAUGGGGACUGGGACUCAGGGGUCUCGCUGCAGGAUGCCGAGGGCUGCAGGGCCUUUGUCCCCAGGCAGGAGCUAGAGCUGAGCCCGCGGCACGAGCAGGCCAAGCAGCUGCUGCAGCGCGCCCGCAUGAAGGCUCGGACGAACCCCCUCCGCGCCAGCCACGACAUCCUCCUCCUCACCGCUGCCGCCACCGCCGCCGUCCCGCACCCCAGGGAGCCCAGCGGGAGGCCCAGCAUCACCCCGCGGGACGGCGGGAGCCUGAGCGACUCGUCAAGCGGGGAGUCGAGCUGCGGGCGGCCGCAGCGGCCCCGGGGACCUUCUCCGUCCCGUGUCCGCUUCGAGGACGAGUCGGCCCGCGACGCUGAGGUGCGGUACCUGGAGCGGCUGCAGCUGCGGCACCGGCGGGCGCUGGGCUCGGUGCUCUCCUCAACAGAGCUGGCUGGCGGCGGGCAGCCGGGGGACAGGGCUGGCCAGCCCAAAGCCCAGAGCGGUGACCUCGUGGUCGGGGGCAAGUGCAGCGCCUGCGGCUCCUUCCUCGGUGGUGCUGCCGCCGCCAGCCGGGGCACGGACACGCCGGCAGCCACCGACGCAGCUGAAAGUAGCCCUGCGGCACAAGGAAGCAUCCCAGGGGAUAGCGGGGCGUCAAGCGCUGCCCAGCCGGAGCCCAAAACCAGGGCUCUGGGCCCCCGGGGGUCCCCACUGUGGAUCCUCCCCUCCCGGCAGCGCAUCCACACCGAGAAGAUCAAGGAGACAUACAUCGGGGAUGUCACCUACAUCGACGAGGUGGACUCGGCCCUGGAGAGCACUGACACUUCCGACGGCUGCCGGACGGACAGCGAGGAGGCAGGACCCCGCAGCCCCCACCCAUGGGGGCACCGGGACCCCCAGGCUCGCGGGCACAAGGCCCCCCGUGCCGCCCCGCAGCCGGAGGUGAGGGCUGGGAAGGGGCCGUGCGCGGCCAGCGGUGGCCCCCGCGCAGAGGACGGGGGCUCGAGUGGUGCCACAAGCCGGACGGGGGCUGUUUGCCCCCCGCCGCUGGGGAGAGCCGGUAGCCGGGAGGACGUGGACCCCCACCAGCAUUCGGGGGGCAGCAAGGGGGUGGGAAACACCGCUCAUCCCCCGUGGCAGCCUAGCGAGCCCCUGGACUCCUCCUUGCAGCCGGCGGCCAGCACCCCCAUGGUGGGCACCCACCUCCCGGCUCCCCCUCCCACCAAAAAGGCCUGCUCCCAGGUGCCUUGCAGGAAAGCCCUCUUCUCCGGUGGCAGCCGCCGGGCAUCGAGCCAAGGAGCCCAGGGCCCAGAGCCUGAUGGUGGGAGUGCUGCACCCCCUCAGCCCGGGGGCACGGUGGGGCCGGAGGAGCGGCGGGGUCCCUGCAGCCCCAGGUGGCUCCCGGGGAGCCCCCUCCGUGCCUUGUCCACCAACAACUGCAACAACACCCACGGGCAGGACACCCCGGGGACAGGCAGAGUUACAGGGGCAUCGUCACACCCCACCACUGGCCCUGCACCCCAGGAGGCUGCUCAUCCCCCCGGGGAAGCUGCCAGGAGCACGGCACACGGGCACGUGGUGGAUGAGCAUCGUCCCUCUCCAUCCAGGGAGCUGGGGCGGCCAGCGAGCCGCAAGGGCAGCAGUGCUUCGGCGUCGGGGCUGAAGAAGCUCCUGUGCAGCCUGAGCCAGAGCACCAAGCAGCGCCUGGGCCGCUUCCGCUGCUACAGCAUGGAGCAGCUCCCGGCCCCCGGCAGCACCCCCCCGGAUGGCCCCGGCAUGAAGAAGUCGCCUUCUCUGCAGUCCCUGCGGCUGGUAUCACCCUUCUGCCAGCCCCAAAAAGCCGUCUCUGUCCAGAGCCUGCACCCCUUCCUGGGCAAGGCACCCCGCACCAGCGCCUACCUCCUGCCCCAGACUGCAGCCGACAGGAAGGGGGGCUCAGGGCCGCGGCGCUCACUGAGCGUGGAGGACAUCGGGGUGCCCGGCCGGCUGCAUGCGGUGGGGCGUGUGGUGGAGGUCUUCCCCGAUGGAACCAGCCAGCUGGAGCUGCAGCGACCCCCCCAUGGCGCCUUCGGGUUUUGCGUCACCUCUGGGCAUGGCCGGCCUGACACAGGUGUCUACGUGCAGGAGAUGACGGACGCUGGCACGGCCAAGCUCUACGCGGGGCUCCUGGGCGUGGGGGACGAGAUCCUGCAGCCACGGAAGGGGAAACUCAUGCCAUGGCGUCGGGGCGGCUGCACAGGGACAAGCCUCUCCGGCAGGCGCCAAGGCCGGCAAGUGGAGGAGGCAUGGCAGCAACAGCUGCCCUCUGCAUGGUGGUGCCCCCACAUCUGGGCAGCAGCUGCCUGCAGCAUCCCCCACAUCUGGGCAGCAGCCGUCCGCGGUGCAGAGGGGACCCCAGAAACUGCAGCAGCCACUUAAACCUU
Messenger RNA from Harpia harpyja (harpy eagle), 3372 nucleotides. RefSeq names its product KIAA1614 ortholog. Gene Ontology annotation, molecular function: protein kinase C binding. The record is from RefSeq and is a predicted model, not a curated record. NCBI's taxonomy places the organism in Eukaryota, Metazoa, Chordata, Aves, Accipitriformes, Accipitridae. Gene Ontology annotation, cellular component: cell cortex; nucleus; apical plasma membrane. Gene Ontology annotation, biological process: centrosome cycle; establishment or maintenance of cell polarity; regulation of cellular localization. The transcript is spliced from 12 exons. The coding region runs from base 317 to 3367 and encodes 1016 amino acids.